AUGGAGCUGAUCAAAGGUAUCCCCGAUGAAUCGUACCAACACCUCGUUGGUUAUAGUCAUAUGCUUGGUUUUCGUAACAAGGGUAUUGUUACCGAGAUUGUAACUGAUUCGGAUGAUUCUUUUCUAUAUUAUUUCUUUGCUUUUGGAGUAUGUAUUGAAGGAUUCAAAAACUGUUUCAGAUACGCAUUUGCGGUUGAUGGUACACAUCUUACAGGGCCACGCCAAGGUGUUUUACUGUCAGCCGUUGGAAUUGAUCCCGAUGAGUCGAUCUAUCCUAUGGAUUUUGCUGUUGUUGAUUCAGAGAAUAAUGAAUCUUGGGAAUGGUUUAUGAGAAAGUUAGACGAAGUACUUGGCGAUAAGUAUGCUAUGAAUGAAGAUGUUGUUGUGGCACAACAGGCAUCAACCGAUCGUGUUGCUUAUCAGACUGUAGCUCUUUAUAUGUACGUAUCUAGACAGAGUUAUGAAGUCAGUCUUGUAAUGUUUGACCUUGCAGAAAACAUCAAACAACCUACCACACCGCCGCGGCUUCGGUGGCAUUUACAAGCUGCAAAAGCAUUUAGCAAUGAUGAGUAUGAACUUGCUAUGAGAGACCUGGGUUUAGCGAGCCCCGCUGCUUUAAAAUCUGUAGUGGAUCUUGGACCGGAAAUGUGGGCCAGGGGAGUUAUGUCCCAUGAGGAAUGGUAUGAAGCGAUUGAAGAAGGUCGUAGAUUAAGAAAGGAAACAGCUGAGUUGGGUUUUCCAGUUACGCCGUUGCCACCUCUUGGAUAUCUAUUACACCAUACAUACAAUGAUCUGGUCAAAUGUGUUAAUUCUAUAAGAGCUGAGAAUAACGCACUUAAUAGGAGAUUGAUUAAUCGGAAGAAGUAUUCUGCUCGACAAGGGACUAAUAUGUAA
Molecule: messenger RNA, 894 nt
Organism: Papaver somniferum (opium poppy)
Lineage: Eukaryota; Viridiplantae; Streptophyta; Magnoliopsida; Ranunculales; Papaveraceae
Exons: 4
Coding region: 1-894 (297 amino acids)
Source: RefSeq, a predicted model, not a curated record